CGGGGCGGGGAAGGACCGUGCCCGGGUCUCCCCCGCUCGCCGCCAGCCGAGCCGGGGGGCCGCGGGUCUUUAACCGUGUGCGGGGCGGAUUCGCCACUUUUUCCGGGGGAGGCCCGCGGUUAAAAGUUUUUUUCCGGAGGUCACUAUCACAUGACAAAGGCUUUGAGACAGCUUCAUCUUCGUCUGUCUGUAAUUUCCAUUUGCCUUCCUGGGCAUCAACUAACUGCAUUUUACAAACAUUUCAGAACCAGUGUUACUACCCCUGUUUUGCAGAUUGCAGAGUAGACCCAGGGAUGUUCAGCCAAGGACUGAAGCUGGCUCUUAGAUACAUGUCUGCAGUUACAGUGAGACUGACUUAACGUCAUGGUGCUCCAGUGCAAGGAGAACCAAAUACCUCGUGAUGAGGAGAUGUCUGUAUUCCUUAUAUCCAGAGUGAGCGAACCAGAGCUGUAGGCAGAAUGGUAGACUGCUGCACCGAAAACAUUUCUGUGCCAGCUCUGUGACCGUGGAAGACGAAGGAGGUCACAGUAAUGAAAGGCAGUAGUAGGAAUAAGGAUCAUUCGACAGAAGGAGAAGGAACUGGGAAGCGACCAAAAAGAAAGUGUCUUCAGUGGCAUCCCCUGCUUGCCAAGAAACUCCUUGACUUCUCUGAAGAGGAAGAGGAAGAAGAGGAAGAGGAAGAUAUUGAUAAGGUGCCGCUCCUUGGUGCUGACGGCUUAGAGCAGGAUGCUGAUGAAACCGAAGAUGACGAGUCCUCCGAGCAGCGAGCUCGCCGACCAAUGAACGCAUUUCUCUUGUUCUGCAAACGCCAUCGCUCUCUCGUGCGAAAAGAACACCCUCGCCUUGAUAAUCGUGGCGCAACAAAGAUCUUGGCAGAUUGGUGGGCUGUUCUAGAUCCAAAAGAAAAGCAGAAAUACACUGACAUGGCCAAGGAGUACAAAGAUGCAUUUAUGAAGGCAAAUCCAGGGUACAAGUGGUGCCCCACAACAAACAAACCUGUGAAAACCCAGGCGCCCACUGUUACAAGCAGGAAAAAGCUGUGGGCCUUUGCCUCAGAAUCUGCGAAGGAUUUACCAAGCCCAAGGAAAGCAACAAAAAAUGAAGAAAUGCCACAGCUUAACUUCGGGAUGGCAGAUCCAACACAAAUGGGAGGCUUGAGUAUGCUGCUUCUAGCAGGGGAACAUGCCCUGACUGCACAAGAGGUUUCCUCGACUACUUGCCAAUCUGAUGCAACUAAUUCUACCGAAACCUGUCAGAAGUCAUCAUUGUUUCAGUUUGCUGAGAUCUCUUCAAGCACAUCACAGCCUGGCAUCCCGGGAGCUGUAAAACAGACAGAGGAGUCUGCGUUGUUUCAGUUUGCUGAGAUCUCAUCAAAUACUUCCCAGUUGUCAAGUCCUGAGCCAGUAAAGCACUGUGGGAAGUCAGCACUCUUCCAGUUGGCAGAGAUUUCUUCAAGUACAUCCCAUUCAGGUCCUUCUGAUUUAACAAAACAGUGUGGAACAUCAGCAUUAUUUCAGCUGGCAGAGAUGUGCCUUGCUUCAGAAGGAGUAAAAGUGAAAGAACCUGGGAAAACAAAAGUGGAAGCAGCGGAAGAUGUGGGAAGGGAAGUUCCAGAGGAAAUGGAAGUAGAAGAACUGGAGAAAACAACAAUAAAGGACUCCUGUAAAGGAAAAGUAGAACAAUCAGAGACAGAGAAAACACAAAACCGGGAUGAGACAAAAGCUGAGGAAUCAGAAACUGCAAAAUGCAGAGAUUUUACUAGUCUUGCAAUGGAGAGCAGUCCUUUUGAGAGAAGUGAUAACACAAAGGAUCACAUGUGCUGUUCUCCAGAGCUUUCAAUGGCCGACAUGAGUAUCCUUGGGCUAAAGCCAGAAAAGAUAAAGAAGAAAAAGAAAAAAAAUAAGUUGGACCGGCACACAAAUGAAAAAUCCACCCCCAAGAAACCUUGUAAAAAGAGGCAGUCCUCUGAGUCGGACAUUGAAAGUGUAAUGUAUACAAUUGAAGCUGUUGCAAAGGGGGACUGGGGUGCCGAGAGACUCGCAGAAACUCCCCGCAAAAAAGCCCGGCCUGUCUCAAAUGUGAAGGGAAGCGUGUUGGAUACAAAAUCACCAAAGAAAAAAGCGAAAUCGAAAGAGAAGAAAACAUCAAAGGAGAAACCCAUGGAGACCACCAAAGAAUCAAAGCCUCCUGAUUUCCUUAGUAUUGCAGCCAGCAAGGAAAUACCCUGUGAGGCUUCUGAUAACAUUAAAGUGGAACCACUGACCCCAACGGAGGAGGUGGUACCCCAAAGCUUACCAGGACAGGUCAAAACUGAGGACAGUGACUGUGUUAAAAAGAUAGAAACCUGUGGCUCCAGGAAAUCGGAGAGAUCUUGCAAAGGUGCUCUUUAUAAAACUCUGGUGUCAGAGGGCAUGCUCACAUCUCUGCGCGCUAAUGUGGACAGAGGAAAAAGAAGCUCAGGGAAAGGCAACUCCUCAGAUCAUGAAGGAUGCUGGAAUGAAGAAAACUGGGCUUUUUCCCAGAGUGGGACAAGUGGGAACAAAAAACUGAAAAAGCCUAAGCCAAAGGAGGAGUUUGUUUUCGGCUUAGCAAGGUUGGAAGAAGAAUUUGAAAAGAAAUUCAACAGCCUCCCUCAAUACAGUCCUAUUACCUUUGACAGGAAAAAUUCAGCUGUUCCAAGGAAAAAGAGAAAGGUUGGAAGCGGCUCAUCUGAACAACCAAAAUCCAACAAAGGUUCAUUCCAGUCUCAGAAAAAGAACUUAUUCCACAAAAUUGUCAGCAAAUCUAAGCACAGGAAGGAGAAGCUUAAUGUUCCGGACACAGCCAUACUCUCAGAAGACAGAAAUUCCAGUGAGUCUGCCUGGAAGAAUAAAAUUUCUAUAUCUGCCCUAAACACUCCAGAGCCAGCAAUGAUGCAUGAGCCUUUAGUUGGCAGCCAGAAGAGGAAAGCAAGGAAAACUAAGAUCACACAUCUUGUUCGAACAGCAGAUGGUCGAGUGUCACCAGCAGGAGGGACACUAGAGGAGAAGCCAAAAGAGCUGCCACAAAGUACUCUUCAAAAAACAUCAAGUGCAGAAACAGAUUGCAACAGUGAAUGCUCCAGAAAUGCAGAGACAGAAGAAAAUCAUAGUAUUGCAUCAGAUAUGCCAGCGGUGUCUGCAUUUUUUAGCUUAGCUGCUCUGGCAGAAGUAGCAGCCAUGGAAAACGUACACAGAAGUCAGAGGGCCACACCUCUCCCACAUGAUGGACAGCCAAAUGAAAUGUCUCAGGCUCCAGUGCUUAUUUCCUGCGCUGACCAGUGAAGCUCUACUUUAUUGUAAAACAUUGUGCUUUACCUAAUAUCCUAGCCUUGUCUUUACCAAGGGAAGCUAGUCAGUCCAUAUGAUGGAAACUAUAGACUGCAAGCAAGUGCUUAUUGCUCUGAGUGGCCCAGAAUUCACUGGAAGCCAGAUGUUAGCAACUUGGGCCAGGUCCUCAAAUCGGAACCCAGUAUGUAGGAGGGUGAUAUUAAUUGUCUAUUAAUGAACAGAAAUGGAAUGAUCCCAGAGCUUGCUUUCUAUUGAAGGCUUUUAAACAGUAAAAUAGGUGGUUGCUGUGAAAAAGGCUGCCUUUACUGUUAGCUCACACAGCAUCUCUUUUACCAACCAGAGAGUAUGGCAACUAGUUUCGUAUAAUACCUAGUUAUUCUAAAUGAAAAAGAAAAAAAAAAAAACCAACAACAAAAACACUGACGCACUGCACUAGUUAUUAUUAGAUAUUCUUAGUCAUUUUUGUACAUGAAGAUUUAAGUUCUAAGAUGGUUUAUAUUAAUAGGUUAUGCCUACGUUUAUAUUGUAGAAUGAAUUUAAAACCUGUUCCAGAGAACUCAAGGCAGCCUGGACAGAUGUACCAUUGUUAGCGGUGUUUGGGCAGCCAUGUGGUCCAGAUGUUCUGCACUUUUAUAUUUGCCACCGGAGUGGUAGAGUUUACUGGCAAAAAUUCUGACAGGCUAUGUUUGGGUUUGUUUCUUUUUAAUUUAGCUCUGAAUAACCAGGAUGAUGUGCAUUAGAAAAAGGAGUGGUGUAUGGAAAAGAAAGUACUGCAGAUAAUUGACUUGUCUUUCAUGCCUUGGAGGGUUCCUUUAUUUUUGCAUAGAUAUCUGAGCGACUUGGUGAAACUUUCCUGUAAACAAAAAGUACUGCAAAUGCGUUUUUCAAAAGUGACCUUAGUAUUAUUUCACUGUUCUGAAAAAACUAAACCCGUGACUUUUCGAUAUACAUGUACACCGAUACACAUACCUUUCACAUUUUACAGACACUGGCAUUGUUGUGGUUACUAUGCACAGUCCAAAUCGGCUUCAGAGUUUGCGUAAAGGGCCAUUUACAGUUUGUGUUGGUAAAGUGGCAAAUUGUAUACGGAUAAACUACAACCGAAGAGUAACAUUUGACUGAAUUCAGACUACCAAACAGAUCCAUCUGCCAGUUUCUGUCUUUGCUUAUGUUGAAUUUUUGUGUUUUGCUCUCAUAAAUACAUCCCAAAAGCAGGCCAAGUGUAUCACUUGGCCUGUUACUUUCGCUAUCUUGACUUACACUCUUGUAUAACAAAGCAUUGAUUCCUACCAACAGAUGCAAAACGAUCACUAGUAAUUGAUCUAAAGCUACAAAUUCAACAGGGUACUUCUUCUAUAGCACAAGAUGUUUCCCUACUUUUUGCAUUGUAGCACAACAAUUUACCAAAUUGGACUCCAGCAAUAAUUUUCUAUUAGUCUUCGUCAUACUGGCUGAACUUUUGAUAGUAUUAGAUUGAGUUUGAAGUUCUUUGAAUUAAGUCUUUAAAUGACGCGAGUUUACAUCAUUCUAUCAGGCAUUCUUAUUUAUACUUGACUGAAUUGAUAAAUGUGUUUUGGGGUUAUUUUGUAACUAAUUUGAUGUAAUAGCCAUAUGGACAGUAACUCUAUUAAUGCUUGCUAGGUUUAGCCUUUCAUUGCUGUAGCUAAGUGAAAGUCUUUGGUUCAGUGUUGGGAAACAAUAUACAACAUACCACACGAGUUGUAACAAAGGAUUAAAGGUCUGACAGAAGGCAGGUAGCUGGGGAAGUGUCACUGAAACAGCACCAUCGAGGAUGCAUGUGUUGGAAGAAGGGAACAACAACAAAAGAACAACAAAAUUUAUAGGCCGAUGAGUCAGUGAAAAGGCUUUUUAAAAAUUCAGGUGAAUAUAUGACUAAGAGCCCCUAGAAUGCCAUUGCCGCCUAUGGCAGUAUUUUUAAUAAGAUUUUAUUAAAGUUUUAUAAGUUAUUUUAACAAGACAGGAAAAACUUAAAAGACUGACAACUGUUGGGUCACAGCAAGGUAGCUGUUGGAGUUUUGGACCACUUUAUAAUUAGCUGAAAUCCAAAUAUGUUACAGUGCAGGCCGUUCACGUUGACAAUGGUACUAACUUAUUUCUCUAGAAACCUUUAGAGUAGAUAUAUUUUUGUCAAAUGCCAUCCUUCCUCGAUUUAAAUUUCAAUAUUGCUCCUGAAGAGAUUUCUGUAUAUUAAUGGUACCUUUUUUAAAAGAAACAGAAAAUUACUUUUUUCUAUAUGAAUUAAUAUCUUACUUGAUCUGCUUUUCCUUGACUUUCCCUUAGAGAAGGGGAUAGGGUUGGGUCAGUUUACUGGAUAUGACUGUUUUCAGAUACUUAUAAACCUUUUUGUAGAUAUGCUUAAUUUUUAAGCGAUUAGGCACUGAGAGUAGCAGAAAUCCUGCAAAGCUUUAUAGUUCACUAGGCAUUUGCCUUUGUUGGUUCUCUGAGUGAUGUCUUGAUUUCAGUAGCUAGAAUUUUCCCUGAAUCUACUAGAAGGGGUAUCAGUAUUUUCAGGUAACAAAGUCUGUUAGCACAACAAAAAUUUCAGACCAAUAUCUUACUGUAUUGGGGUUGGGUUUUUUCCUUGUUUGUUUUGUUUUAAUUUUUAUUAAUUUCAGCUGCUUUCAUUUUGGAAAAUCUUAUUGCUAUUGUGUGUACUUCAGUAUACCAGCAAACACUGUUACCCGUUAACACAUUGUCCACAAAUGCCUCUAGAGAAGAAAUUGUUGCACCUUAUGUAUAUCUCAAGCAAACCAAAAUAUGAUGCUUUUCUGCUUUGUUUAUUCUGAAUAUGUUGUAUCAUACUUUACUGAACCCAUUUUAACUUAGCUAAAGCUAUCGAUAUUUAUGCAUUUCACAUUAUUUCUGGAUCUGAACCUGUGUAUAAAUCUUUCUUUUAAAAAAAAAAAAAAGAAAAGCAUUUACCGUAGUUGUCCUCUGUGACUUAUCCAUGGGAGGGGGGAAUCUUGUCUCAAGUGUAAAAUGCAGUACGGUCCCAGUUUUCCUUGGUUUUUAUUUAUUUAGUGAUCUUUGAUAUUUCGUAUGUAGUUUUGAGGUAUACAAAAUACAUUGUCGUAGCCGGAGCUACAGAUCUAAGCAGCUGGGAGAAAAUUACUGUAAUGUCUUCUUAAUUGUUCUAGUACUGUAUACAAACAUGGGAAAAAUGUUCUGCAGAACAUUUUGAGAUGCAGAUUCUUAUCCCCACAGUAGGUUGUUUUCCAGAUGUUAGACCAAAUCCAUCAAAACUCGAUGAUCUUAAAGGUCUUUUCCACCUAAAUGAUUCUAUGAUUUUAAAAACAUCUAUGGAGAUUACUUAAUGCUCUGCUUAUGGCAGUAUCUACCCCUUGAAUGUGCUGUGAUUUCAGAAAUAGAAUAUAUUUAUUUAAGAUGACUGAAUGCUCUUUUAUACUAAUACAAUAUCCCAAAGUCAUGAGCAAGAGACUUCCUGGUAGUUUGGGUAUCUAUUUUAUAGCAUUGGUGCAUGACUUUUGAAAUUAAAGUGACAAGCGUUGUUGGAAAGGGGCACAGGAACAAGGAACUGGUAGAAGCGUGUGAACUUGUGGUGUUCAAAUUCCAGCGUUGGUCUUUAUUACUUGGGUGAAAGCUGCCUUUGUAGCAGAAGGCUGAAGAGCACCCUGGAGUUUGUAUCAAGUAGAAACCCAGGAGAGUUGUAACUCACAUCAGAACGAGGGAAUGCCUUACAGUUCGGAUGGUGUCUUUUGGAACAGGAUAUUAAAUUGAAGCAGUUUUAAUUUUCACUGCCUGUUUAGCUACUGUACGGGUACUAAACGGACUGCAGGCAACAGGUGUAGACACGGGACAGCUAAGAGAGGAUAAAAGUAAAGCUGGCCUUUGUUCUUAGUAUGGCAAAGUUAUGGCAACAAAGGGGAAUUAGGAAAAAAGAUAGAUGUAUAUAUAUGUGUGUGCGUGUGCGUGUGCGCCUGGGUGUGUACAUUCUAAAAAAAAAAAAAAAAGGUAGGAAAAACAAAAACAUGAUGGGUCUGCAAGAGACUGUAAUGUAUAUUGACCCUUUGAGUGCACUCCCUUUUUUUUGAAUGCUGAGUCUAAUAUGGCUACCUCUCCUAAAAGACUACUUUCGUUAACUUCCAUUUGCUUUCAGGCUUGAUCGUGUAAUCUUUUCAGCCAUUGAUACCAUUUGUAUAUCACUGUGUGCUUUACUUCGCAAAAGCAACAUUUAUAUAGCGCAGACAACGUAAAGGCUGAGUAUACAGUGGUAGCCAAACUAUGUUGCUGGAGCAUUUUGGAGCUAUCCACCACAGUCAUAGGGGUUGCAGGACGUGGGCCCGCUAGCUCUAGUCGGUUCAGUGAGAUCGGUUUUUGUAACAGCAGCAAAUGCAGGGCUCGGGGUGGUGGACGUCAGAUAUUGCCAGAGGUGAUGCAGUAAGCCAAGUAGCUGCUCGUGAAACUUAUUCUGGAGUUUACGUUUGCAAUUCUGAUUUCGCAAGGAAACAUAACUCUGCAACUUGUGUGUUGUGUACCAUAUGUUAUCCAUUAGAUGCCAUUUGUUUGCCGUGCUCAUUUGAUAGAUUGUAGAGCUCCUAGGUAUCUUUGCCAUGUUUUGUAAUACUUGUAGCAUUCUCCUUACCUUGCACGUGUUGUGGAACUGUCAACCGACAGCUGCCAGGAUGCUGAGGCACUUGAGGACACUGAGCGCCGUGAACGAGUGCAUUUAGUCUGUGAAAGAGUUACUUGCCCCCUCCCCUGAAUUCCCCAAUAAAAAGGCACAGUGAGGUUUAUGCUCUCACCUAAGUACUAUUAUAGUCAUUUAUAUACGCAGUAUUAUCUACUGAAUCGACAGCUUUGAAGAAGCUUAUGAAUGAGAUGGAUGUAUAUUUUGUUCCCCCACUAACUAUUCUUCUAAGGCAGAAAUCUAGGAAGACUUGACAUGAGAUCUCGACUCAGCAGCACACCUAAGCUUAUGCAGAAAACCAUCCUUCCUUACGGGGCAGCCUUGUUGUUUGCACUGUGACAGUGCAGGAGCCCCGAUUUCGGACCACUACACUCUCGGAGUUAAGCUUGGGCUUGCGUGAUGUUCCUGGGGGAAGGGCCAUCAUUGUGACCUAGGGCCUUCGUUGACAUGGAACUUUAAAAAUGACUGCAAAUAGCUUAACAUUUAUUUGAGUUCUUCCAGAGAAUUGUAUUGUAGUUUCUGGGUCUUAACUGUUACCAUAUACCAGCAGACCCACGCUGUACGCUACUGGAAAAAACCCACACCUGCACAGUCUAACUAACUAGACUUCCAAAUGUAAUGGUCUAAUAUACUCUUUUCACUCCUGCAACUAAAACCUUAUUUUCUCCCACUCCUGCUACGCUUCAGUCAGUGGCUGGGGCUUUGAAGGCGGCAAAAGCAAGAGAGGCACGUAUGUGCGUGUGUCUGCGUUGUGUGCGUGCCUAUGCAUACACGCACACACACACACGUGUGAGGGCAGUGACUUGCAAUAUGUUCCCUGUACAAAAAUGUUCCCAUGCUAGGUCAUAAAACAGCAUGAGGUUUCUCAGACGAUAGUUUUCCAACUUUCUUGCUAGAUUUCAGUCUCUUUCCUUCACAUUACACCAUAAGGUGUGACUUUCAAAAAUCACACCUGAAAAACCCCACAGUUACGGCUGACCUGGAUGCUACGAAAACCUCCUUUCUCAGCAGUGCUUGCUUUUAAUAACCAGAAUCUGUUGACAGUUUUAACACAGCUGAUUUUCUGUGGUCUUUCUUCCUAGGGCCCAAUCCUUCAACUUCUAUUCUCACACAUAAUUCCACUGAAUUUUGACCCAGUAUUCGGCUUUAUUCUCUACAAAGCUUGGUAUAAACAUGCCUUACAAUAGCCCAUCUCCAUCAGUGGGAUAACAGAGCUACUGCCUUCUUAGAUGUGUGGAGUUAAAAGACAAUAAGCACAUUUAUAGAAUGUCAUACUUUCUUCAAACACCUCUAAUUUGAUAUUUUUAAGUGCACAUGUGAAGUCAUGUGUAUAACAUGCUAAAGUACAUUAAACUGUGAUAAUGAAACUGAAUAAAUAUUUAAUAAAAUAUUUGAAAUAUUUGAAAAGGACCUUCAAAUAAAUUUCUUUAUGUUCAUUCUAUUUUGGUUAUCUAGUGUGUGCCUGUAAACAGUUUCCCAUUUAAACCUAAUGAUUGCAAAUAAAUACUAUUCAAACGGAGCUUCUUGAUACUUCACCUGCUUUACUAUCAAGUGAUUGUUUACUUUAACAUACGGCUGAGUUAGCUGUAUUUGCAGAAUUUGUUUUUAGCUACAGUAUGAAUUUCUUGGCUUUUUUAUACUUAAAAAGAAACAAGCUCCUUUUCCACCUGAAAACGGAAGAUGCCAAAAACCAGAGACGGAUCUUCAGAACUGUAAGCUGUAGUUUCCUGUCAGAUCAUCCAUUCAAGUUCCACACAAUGACUAUAAAGAUGUCGCAUAUUUUGCAAAGAACCUCUGCCCACUUGUUCUUGCUUACACGUGCCUGUAAGAGGAGCUUCCAUUUUGUUUUUAAAAACUUCGGAGCCUGGUUCAACACCGCUGACAUUGUUGGAAAGAUCCAUAGACCCGCUGGAAGUGCCCCGGAAUCCAGUGGGUUGAUAUUGGCGUAAAGCUGGAGACUGUGGGACAGAGAGCGCCAGGUCUCGGUGCAGUUGGGCUGUGGGAGAAAAGUUUGCCUUUUCUCCUGAGCUUUCCAGGUAUCCACUUUGUGCUUCUGGAUUUUGUCGUCUUUGCACAAUUGGGAAGCUCAUUUAUAGACCACACAAGUAUAAGAGAAGUCAUCACACAUGGAGAAGCCCUUGCUAUGUUUUUUGUCUUUGGACUCUAAGAGAACUUAGAAAUGGAUUCUCUUUUAGUAGUGAGUACCAAGCGUCAUCGAUGUUUAAACUUAAAGGUCCACACUACUUUGGAAACUUACUUAAACCAGGACUGUGUUCUGCCUGUAUAUUUUGCCUUCUUGAGGCCUGAAAAUCAGACUGCUGGGAUCUUGUCUUUUCUUGUCCUUCGAUGCCUGAAGCCUCCUCGAUUGCAACAUAUUUUUCUGAUCGCAGAAGACUCAAGUACAGACUUAAUGAAGCCAGUAGACACCAGCUGUUCACAUGGGAGCAGAACUCCUGUCUCUGAGUCAAAUAGCAGAAGGGAAGCCUUUAGGUUUAUUUGUUUCUUUAAACUACAUGCUAUUUACUCAGGGAAGAAGAAGCGUACAUAAUCUUGCACUGCCUUUACUGGGUAUGCAUCAGUAUGUCUGCAAAGACACCAGGAAUGGAAGAGCGUCAGCAUUAAAGGACCUGUAAAGGUCAUAUUUGGGGAAGGGGGAGAAAAGCUCUGAUUCAGUGAGCAAAAAAUGCUGGAAGAAACCUUCUUACGAAGUAUAUAUUCUUUCAGUAUAGUAUGCCCUGUCAGGGACAUAGAAGUCACUAUUCUGGUUUUUUUAUUACCAAAUUACCUUAAAGAAGUCAUCUUCAUUCCUCGAACUCCCAUCUUUUUUCAUCUCUCAUUUUGUUCUUCCAGCAAAACACCUGCUGAAUUCAGCUAACUCUCGGUGCAUCUAGUUUGUUAGCCAGCUCUCACGUCCUUUCUUGCAGCUGUAUGGCAUUACACUGACACUCUUAACCGUCAGGUAAGAUAAAUUGCCACUAACACUUCUGGAAAAACAUGGGGCAGAAAGGCAUCCUCCUAAAGUGCCGCGCUUCUGCCAGGCGCUUCAUCAUUCUCCCCUUGAUACCAUUUGUUGGGUUCUUUCGGUUGUUCAUCCCGGGGUUUUUUAAUGUGCAGCUAAUCCUGCUUUCAAACACUUUUUUUUUUCCCUACAGUGUGACAACAUUAAAUGAGACACAAAGUAUCCUUGAGCAUACCAUAACCAUGCUAUAGCUUGUAAAGCUGUCGAUUCUUCAGUAGGACGCUAGCACUUUGUAACAAAAUAUGAGAUGCGUUCCUAUAUCUGCUGCAAAGUUCUAUUUUGUUUUGUUUUCAGAAAUAAAACCUGUAAGAUGUAACGCCUACCAUCUAUUCAGUGUCAGCUUCUUUUUGUGGACAGUCCUUGGCACAGAAACAGUAAGAAAUUGAGCUCUAAUAUAGUUGUAUUUAAAAUGUACUUCAGAUUUCAGCUAGGCUUCAUUACUCUCUGAUAGGAGAAGAUAAUAUUAGAUCUUCAGCAGAAGUAAGCUAGCACAAGAUGUAGCUGUCUCAACGCCAGCUGAAACUCCACUUGAAAAAAAACAGCCUAUAUCAAGGGAUGCAAAAGGUUUAUUCCACGUAGAGAAGCGCUUCGACCCAUUUGUCAGCCCAUGAAACAACAGGAACUAGUUGAAAUAGACUCAAAAAUCAAACCCGUUGAGUUAGAGUGACAGGCUUAGCACCAAAGUGUAAUUUUCUGAAUGCAAACACCUAAUACUUUUAAUCUACUCUUGUAGCAUUUUGUUGAUUACUUUUCUCACCGUAGUAUUUGGAUAUGGAGAAGUAACAUCGAGAGCGUCGGGUGCAUUUAUUACGGUUUGCGCGCUUAAGGCCGUUGUUGCCAUCAAACGGCAUCCAGUUUAAGAAAAGAAAGGGGGCGGGAAGAAAAAAAUUGAGCUCUCAGGCGAUGUCCUUCUGAUCCAAAAGAAGUACUUGCAGUACAUCUUAAAGUUAGGUAUGUGGCGCACCGAAGGCUUCCGGGUCAUGGCAGACCAUCAGGCUCCAGUCAGAUCAAUCUGAGCAUCAAUUACCCGCCUUCCAAGGUCCGGGUGGGUUCCCUUAAUACCCGGGCAACACCUAGAGUUAUGAUUUCAUUUCAGGCUUUCCUAGUAUGAAAAAUCUUGAUUCCUGGAUGUUUUCAUGAGUGAGAUUCUUAAAAUGAUCCUGCUGCUGGAGGUCUUAAAACUCAGCAGCACGUUGCCAAAAGUGUCAAGGUCUAGUAUCUCAGAUACAAGCCUCAGAAAGUUUUACUGUGAUGGGAUUUCUGUUCUAAUUGGGGCCCUCUAAAUGCUGCUGUCUUAUAUCUGUGGAUUGUUUAAAAAUCUUACCAUCUUUCAGGAGUUAAGGAGAAUUUGGAAGUCAGGUAAUACCAAUCUGUCAGUAGUUUAAGGCUUUUGGUGUCGGUGUUCAGUAAUGCUGGCUGAGAUGUUCCGUCUGGUUUGGUCCUCGCAGGCUUGGUCAAACACCUGUUCUUGCCCAUGGGUGAACCUUACUCGGACUCCCAGCUGUGGGGUUUGUCAUGAAGCAGGGCUCCGGCAGAGGGAGGCUCUUUCCCCACAAGCCUCCCAGCCUCUCCCCUUUAGGAUAGCAAAGCGUUUCUAUGCCACAACUUCAUCUAUGCAGCUGGGAUCUCUUUUUGCCCACAAAAUAAAGCAAACCCAGCUGGGAACUCAACAGUCAAGUCAGACCUUCAUGAACUUCCAGGUUUCAGUAGGCGGUAGUUUGAGAGUGAGGGGUGCAAUGUGUCUUCAGUUAGAGCAGCUAUGUAAAUUGUGUGCAGAGAUUGACAGGUUAUGGCAACAAAGCCUUGUUUCCUUUUGUUUUGGAGAGCAGUGUUUUCUGAUGGAAGUAAGGUGGCAGAAAAAUUACCAUCGCAGCAGAUGGACUUAUUUCCAUUAACCUCCAAGAGGUGGUUCUAAUUUCAAAAGCAGUCUGUCUAAAAAAAAAAAAAAAAGAGAGAGAAAUUGCGAUUCUAGUCUGUGGCUUGGAAUGGAUGCCAUGUUUUACUUCCGUGACUGUAGCGAUAGUUUUUCAGACAGAAGUAAUAUGUGAGCUGCUUGAGGUGUGAUGCAGUUCUAAAUCAUCCCACUCGCUUCUAGAUGACAGAUGUAUUUGGCACAUGGCGUAAGCGUUGCUAGGUCCUUCCCUGUAUGUACGCCAUAAAUAAUACUGGGUGUUCAUUGUCAUUUCAGUCAGUGCUUAAGGAGAUUCUUCCUGCUGUGUGUCAGGAAAAUAUAUUGUGCUCGGCUGGCACAGGGCAUAGUUUUACCCUGGAAAGUAAUGGUUGGAGGCAUUUGCUAUGCGACUGUUUAAUCUUGGUACGUAUUUUUUUUCCAAAACAUCUUUACUAGUAACUGUCUUUAGUAUACUGUGUUUAGGAUAUAGUUAAUUCGGCUCUGGGAUCUUUUAAAGUGAAGAUUACUUAAUUCUCAUGCAGAAAUCCACACCAGCAGAGGAAUCUCUUAGAAAAGAAGGCUUGCUAAAGGGUGCCAUAUGCACAUGCUGGAUCUCACAAGGCAUGUGACAUACAAGAUGUACGAUUGCAGACCUAGGAGCCAGGCUGUUGGCAGGUAUCAGCACAGGUUACGGUGUAAUUGUGCUGGCUUACAUGAGGGGAAGACAAAAGAGCCUGUGGUUUAAAUGUCAGGACAGCUGUAUUCGUUGUUGUCAGCACCGUGUGCUCUUGCCAGAGGGAGUUUGGGGGUUGCUGCGGUGGGAGGCUCCAUUGCAGUGCUGCUUGUCCUGAGUAUUUGCUGUUCAUUGGUUCUCUGAAACUCGGCAUUUUUAACUUAAAACGGGAUAUCGAGGUGGUCACAGGUUCCUAGAGCAGUCACGGCUGGAGUAUAGUGAUACUUGAUACAAUAGUGUUGUCCACAGACAGGUGCAGCAGCCCCACUGUAGAUUUAAGGCAGUAAAGUGGUAACCAGCGGUUCUUGAGGUCCUCCCGGGUUGCCUCCUCAGGGUGGCCGAGUGCAGUCACUGCCUGCACUAGAGGACAGGGUGUGGGUUUUAUGGUGGCAGCGCUGGCAAGUCACUUGGACGGGCUCUGUUGCACGCGGUGCUGCAGGAGCGCACAGGGGAAAGGCCGCCAGUCCUUAGGUCACUGACUGCUUUGCUUGGGCCAGGAUCUGGGAACAGCAGAAAUAGAGGGUGCUCAGAAAAAGUCCUUAUAAAAGUGAAGCUGAAUUUUAGUCAGUCACGUCCACACACACAGAGCAACAGGAUCCAUUCAGUCUUUUGUGGCUUUUAUAUAAAAACUGCCUGGAAUACACAAUGUUUGCUGCCAUGAGCUCUGACAGCUGCACUGCUCGUGCAGUGUGCACGGUGCACUUGGUUUCUUAAAAACGAGUGAGGGGAAAGUAUAUAUAUGUUUUACAGAUUUCUGUAUCUACCAGACGGCAAAACGUACCUGACAUACCUUGGUCAUCAGGUGGUUAGAAGAACAAUAAUCUCCAGAUUAUCUGUAGGGCUCCUUAUUUUAGCGUUUUCAAACAGCACAUAUGCAGGUGAAUUUUUGAAAUAACUAAUUUGUGAGAGUUUUACUCAUCAUACAUGUUUCAUGUGUGAGAACCAUGAAAGCACUGUACUACGUAAGAGUCAAUAUAAAAGUGUUAAUCUGCAACUAGUUUAAAAAACCUAGACAAAAAAUAUGUGUGUGCUGUUCCACCUUGGCAAAGUGAUUGUAUAAUUGACAGCCAAGGGUUGCCAUCAGGGAUUUAAAAGUAUCAUCUUUAAUAAUGAGAUAAAAAUGUAUUCUUAAAUAAAAAUUUCUGGGCUUUUAGACCAUUCAGAAAAUACUCCAAGCGCUUUGCAAGAUGAGUAACUUUUUCCUACUUUUGAUUACUAAAACCACAAAUACAGUUAGUUUAGCAAUCCUCAAAUAAACAGAAAAUGGCAGGUGUCAUUUUUUAGAUGCCAUGCGUUGCCUCAGACCUAGGUGGGAGCCCCCUCCCCGUCACACUGUGCAGUGCGUGCAGGAGGCCGUGGUGGCAUGUCUGGAAUGUGCAGCUGCCUUUGGCAUCAAACCACUGUCCCGUAGAUCUCAGCCAUUGGAAAUCCAUUGCCGUCACGAUAGAAGGAGCAUGAACAGCAUAAAAGCUGUUUGAAAAUGAGAACUGGUUGGGUUCUGUCACUUUUGUCAAAUCUAUUGUCCAACUGAAAAUGCUUUUUCUUUGAUAGAGACUCAUCUCUUUGCUGUAUGGUUUUGUUUGUGUUUCUGGAAGUUGGAAAUGUCAAGCUUCACGUACAAAUUUCUCACCUUCCUUUUCAGUCGUCUUCCCUUUCCUCUCCUCCCUUUUCUCAAGCAGCUAAAAACUUGAUGGACCUCAGUAGCAAAGCAUCCCGCUGAUUUUCAGUAGGAUGGGCAGUGUCCUACACCUUCCCGAGCUACUGCACAACUCUCAAAAACCCAGUUUUUUUUAAUUAGAGGUAUUUUAACAACAAUUUUCCCCAACUGUGGUUGAACAUCAAAUGCAGGUUCUGCAAAAAGAUAGGCGCAAGGAGGUGGGAUGCUCGACCAAAGUGGGUACAGCAGCAAAGCUGGGCUUCCCAGGCCCUUCUUGCACCCUCGCUUUCUGUAGAAAAGCCCAAGCAGCGCCAGCGCUGGGAUCCCGGCAGGCUUUUGAAAUAGGAUAAGUUAUUUCCUUCUCCAAACUGUUUAUUGUUGAGAAUACUUGCAGUUUAUGAGCAUUUGGCCUGGUUCAUUUUUUAGUGCAUGGCUGGUUACAGCAACUAAAGUACCUUGAAGUCACAGGCGUUUUUUAAAAAACAAACCAAAACCCACUCCAGCACUGCGUAUUAGACCUACGGCGUUUGUGUUAACUCAUACUAAGCCAUAACUUGCAAAGUAAGGCUCUUGCCACAUUUCUAAAUUUCUUUCUUAGAGGGGAAAAAAAAUGUCCUCAGACAAUUAAAUUUUCCUUCUUUGUAAUUACUGAAGGAACCUUCAGAUCAAAGAAUCGUAAUACCAGCUUUUCCUGUUACCUUACCCACGUAGCCUCACCUAAGCCAAGAGGUACGCGUGGGGGAAGCCUAUGGGAUCAGGACCACGUUUACGUGAAGCAUCAUUGCUUUCCCUCCAGAGCAGGCACCCUGGCCUUUGGGAAGUGUGGCGCAGCAGCCCCGCUGCAUCCGAACGGAUCGGGUGGGGAUGCCAGCUGAAGGGUGCAGACAGAGCCCCUCAGCGCCCGCUGCAGAAAGCUGCAGUAAGAGUUGCACCUGCAGGAUUCGUGUAUCGAAGUAAGGGCUGUUGCUCUGCGUGUCUUGUCAGUCGGUAAAAUGUUGCUUUUAACUUCUGUAUCUUUCACCUACUUCUGUGCGAAAGCUGUCCUAAGCACUUUGCGUGACACAGCUUGUGUCGGGUGAGCAGUUCUCGGUGGUUUUGAGUUGUUGCGGUCAAAGAUUUCAUGCUGGCUGUAGCAGCACUGCCGUUGUAAUCUCCAGCGGUCUCCUUGAAAUACUGUGGUGGUGGUGGUUGUCUCAGGGCCUUUGUGCAUGGAGUUGCUGCUGAUGCAAAGACAUUUUUAUCCUCCUAUUAUUGUUACUGGGCAUUAUUUUAUCAACAUGAAAUGGGAAGGGUGCCACAGACUUACAUAAUUAAAUAUGUCACCAGAUGGUGUCUCUUAACCCACGUGAAAUUUCUAAAUUGGGGGGGAAAAAAAAUUCAGGGUGCAGACAAGCCUGUAGGAAAGUCCAUCAUCAUAUUCUGCAUUUUCUGCUUGUGUGUCUCUGGCGAAGGCAGGUUAGCAACCUGCUAAAAUAACAGUUCACUGCAGAAACGGUAAACAGAUGGAUCCACUCGGCCAUCCGUAUCUGAGUGUGGCAGACUGGUGCUGCUGCUGCUGUUUAUUUGCUUCCUUUCAUUCCUUGUAAGUUGAUGGCUAUUAAUGUUGUCGUAUUAGUUGCGCACCAUAAGCCAGCUGAUGGGAGCUCAGUGUGUGAGGUCAGUUUCUGGGCAUCCGUGUUAUGUUAAAUGCAAUGUCGCAGGUCAUCUUCGCAGUAGUGUUGGUAUUUCCUAAUGAUGUUUCAUCUCGCUGUUUGUGCGUGCCUGUUAAAUGUCCCAAGCUUCUAGCUUGGCUUCUUUUCUUUUCUUUUUCCUUUGAAUGCCCAGCCCGUGCAAGCUGUCAGCAAGAACCAGCAGAAGAUAUUUAAAAUAUUCAGUGAUUCUUAUCAGUGUGGGGUUUUCUUGCUUGUUAUCAACUUGCCAACAGUUCAGUCAACAUUUUUCAAGACGACAAAAGGCUGAGCGAAAGCUUUCCGUAGCAGCUUUUGAAAUUUUAGGGUGAACGUUUCCCUGUGUUCUUCUUGGUUUGCUGUUCCCCAGCGUUUUUUCCGGGGGGGACUCUAAAAGUAGACAGGCUUUUGAUGGUUUGUGAGGAAGUUGUAAGCUGACUUUUAACAGGAUGUCUGAAGAGCUGAACAGCAAGCCCAGCAGAAAACCCAGCAGCCAGUCACGGUACUAAAUACAUCCCACGUCAUGACAGGAUGAGAAUUUGACCGCGUUUACUUGGCACAGAGUCACAGGGCCAAAAGGGACAUGGAGAUGUCAGCUAGAGAGCUUCUCUGCCCUAAGGCAGGUUAAGCUGUACUUAUCACAUACCUGAUGGGCCGGUGUUGAACCUGCCCUUAAAAGCCUUUAAUAGUGUAGACUCAACCAUUUCUCCAUGCCGGUUUUUUCCAGUGCUUGACAGUCUUUACAUUUUGAGGGUGGUUUAUUCCCCCAGUGCCUAAGUACAAAAUUUUAGGGUGUAGGAGAGAAAGAGGGUGUCCUCAAAAGAUAUUAGAUACAGAAGCAUUUUAGCUGUUUUUAUAAAUGCAACUUCAGAGAUAAUGAUCAGAUAAAAUCUGAGAUGAGUUUUUCAGGGAGCACUAGCCCAACCUCAUUGCUAGCCACAGGACUUCUCUAUGCCUUGGAAAAUCUCUUCCUUCAAAUGAUGUGUCAGGUUCACGGUUAAUAGCCAUACCAGAGAGGUUCAGAAAGACCUUUCUUCUCAUGCUGUGCUUUCUAUCUAGCAGUUGCCUUUAAUUUUUUUUACAGAGUUCUGACAGUAAAAAAACAAAAAACAAAAAUAAAACCCCAAACCAAAAAAAAAAAAACCCAACCCAAAAAGCAUCCCAGCUUUUUCCUCAGUAUCCUUUCCAGACACUAUGAGUCCAUCAUUAAAGCCAUAUUGCAAGGAGGAAACCAAAGGAGAACAGCACCCAUUUCAUUAGGCAGCGCUUGUGCCAGCCAUGCCGAGAGGCUGGUGAGCCAAGGGGCUCUGGAGCCUGCCCUUGCUCUUUGGCCGUCCUCUCUCACCUGCCUCCAGCCUUGGAAACGGGCAUUUUCCUGGUUGUCCUCUGGUGGGAUGCUGCUGGCAAGGCAUCGCCCUGCGCUCGCAGCAAGGUCCCUGCCUGGCAUCUGAUCCAGCCUCUCCCCAGGAGACGUGGGAAAAGCUGCCCGUGAUGGUGUCGGCAGUGCAGGGACAUGGGCAUCCAUGGGUCUCCGCUUUGGGACAGGGACCCAUGGCUGUACCUGCGAUGCUCUCUCCAACUCCAAAACCAGGACUAGUGGAAUAAUGUGAAACCGUUAGGAGACUCAUGGAGCAAGUCCAGUGUGUUAGCAGGAGCGGUGCGCUCCCUUGCUGAUGGCGCGCUGAUUUACCCAGGGAGAUGCCAUGGUUUGCCAAGGAGUUGCAUGGGGACAGACCAUGCUUUUCUCCGUGCAGAAUGCCCAAUACCAGGAACGGGUUUCCAGUGGGGAAGCAAAGGGGAGAGCACAUCCCUCAAACAACGGAGGCAAUUGCCUUCUUUUUGUGCCCGUGCCAGGCUGUCAGGAGGCUCCUGCCUGCACUCCCAGUUGCUGUGCCGGGCACCAGGGCAGGGUUUUGCCGCGCUCAGCAGAAGUUUUAGGCUUACGGGAACAGGUUGGCAAAACUCUCCCACGCUAAUGGUCCAGGCACCGGGAGAAGGUAGCCCCAGCCAUGCUGGCAUGCUGCUGGGACGUGGCCCCAGAUCCCACCAGGGCUGCUCUUCUACAGGGCACUGCACAGUUUGGAGGCAGGGGUAAGCAGCGGCAAAGUUCCCUGCCUCCAGCAGCCAGCGAUGUCAGCGCCUUCCACAACGCAUGGCAGCCCCUCACCAGCCCCACACUACCACAGCAGGGGCUGGCGGCACUGCCGAGGGUUGUACAGGGUGCUGGGGUGCCGCUGAGCACUGGCCGGCCGUGUCCUUGACUUUGCGGCCCCAACAAGAAGCAGCAGCGAGCUGCAGCAGAGGUGGGCCUGCAGGUGCUGCCAGAGGCAUGCGGGGCCCAUCAGUUGCCAUCAUGGUCCCAAGGCCCCCUUUAAGCCACUCCUUGUGUGGUACGGACCCAGUACUGACACCCAGGGACGUGCAACAAAGAAAAGCAGGGAAUCGGUGCUGUAUCAAAGAGCUAAAAUAAGUAAAACCAUAGGCAGGACACAAAGCAGAGGCCCUAGUAACAUUGGCCUCCUACAGGUGCUUGCUCCAGGUGGUGCCUGGCCCAGUUACAGGCAUGGGUCUGGUAAGGAGCAUAGAUGGGUGAGGGACCCAAGUGUAUUUAGUUCCAGUAAGAGCCUUUGAUGAAACCCAGUGCAACUGCGUACCGACCAAAAGCUGGGUUUUUAAGGGCAGUAUCUCCACAGACAGCCUGCUGCAGUAGUUCACAAUCUCAGAGUGUUGAGGGAAAAAGCAUUUAAUGGCUAAAAAGGAAACGGGAGUUCAGAAAAUGCUGUUUCCUCAACAAGCUUGUGAGUGGGAGAAAUGGCACUUUUAAAAAGGGGAAACAAGGUGUGUGAAAGGGAUGAACUGAUUUUCCCCAAGCCCAGUACUCACCCUGGCAAGGGUGGCCUAGCGCUAGGAAUUUUUGGCUCCUGGUUUCACAUAUGAACUAUGAAAUAUGGUGGAUGCCUAUCAAACUGCACUUCACCUGCCAAUAUGUUCAGCAGUUCCCAGCUUUCACAACCGAUACAAUCUUCAGCAAUGCCUGGAGAAGGAAGAGUGUUUUCCUCCAUGUUUCACAGUUUCUUUCUGGCUCCAGUAAACUCUUAAUCCCUUGUGCUCCCCCUGAUUUCCUCACUUUUGCUUAGCCCUAGCAACCCUACCCAGGAUAAGCAAAAAUAGGUUGCAGUAGAAUCAAAAGCAACAAAACAGGCAGCACUUUGCAGCGGAUCAACUGGAGCAUGACUUCCAAAUUACACCCUUUUCCUCAGUAGUCAAAAAACCACAAGAGCAGCCAGCAAAGGUAACUCUUUAGUUGAUUUUAUAUCCACUGUAAGUGCUUCUUUCUUCAAAUUUGCCUUUUUUUUCCUUCCCAGCAUAGCGGAGUGCUUCUCAUAUUUUCCCUACCGUUGAGUAUCAGCAUGUGCAUUGAGUCCUGUAGAGCUGAACAGGAAUUACUAACAGAACUGAAAAAACACUAGUUCUGUAACCCUUGCAGGCACAAAAUUCUUACCAAAAAAAUGAGCAUUUCCCUUCUGCUGUGCUCGCGCGUCCAUCUGCGUAACACCAAGGGUAAAAGAAGGUCCAGAUACCUAAAUAAGAUGAAGUGAUGGUGCAGGAACUGAGGUGACUUGAGUUUCAAACAGCAUCUGUACACUGUGGCUUUCACAAAUUAGGCAGAAGAAUUUAUGUCGUUCGGGUCAGCUUCUAGCUUUUGCGUGUGCCUCUCUUCUUAUGGUACUUACCUGCCCGCUCCAGAUGGGUACCUCGAUGACAUAGAGAAGGGUACCUGCUGCUUGGAUAGUUACGAUCGCUUCUGAGGUCACUAUGAAAUAUCAAUCCGGCAUUUUCUAGCUUUGCUGUUUUGUAGGCAAAGGUGCAGAGGGUAAUGCUGAAUUCAGCAAGGAUGUGUCUGCCUGGAAAAGUGCUGGUGGCAGGUAUGCUUUUAAAUAGAGUCCGUCCUUCAUUCUGUAAUACUGCAAAUACAUCCUGUUCCAUCAGGGUGUCCCUCUUUAAAAAUACCUGGGUUUAAUCUCCCCUAUCAAAAUGCCAGGUUUGUUAUGGGAAACAGUUUAUUUAUUGCCACAUAUUUCUUGAUAGACGUUUUCUGCUAUACUCAAAAGACAGCUUCUGUUGAGGGUGCGUUGUACACUUUUGGUCAGAUGUUGGUGCUUGUGCUGGAGGUUGUUUCUGCCCGGUGGCCUGUGCCAAGCCGGGGGUGCUCUCUCACGCUGGUGGGGCCAUGUCGAGCCACAUGGGAUGGAUCCUGGCUUUGCAGGUCACAAGGAAGCGUUGCAGGCUGGGGGAGAUACCCGGGCACGUGUGAAAACAGCGCCAAAGCCAGAAGACAUCCCUCCCACCACCCCCUACCAUCUCUCUCCACCAGGUUUUCUGCCUGAGUGGGAGACGCCCGUGCUUGCGCUGCGGUGCUUUGGGUCUGUCCUGGGUCUGAGCCACUUAUGUCAUGUAAACCCAGCUCCUCACCACCGGGGUGGUACCCAGAGUAGAGCAACCACCUGUCAGGCUGUCAUCACUGACUUGGGAAGAGGCUUCUCGAAACCCUUAUGGCCUUGACGUGUUAAGUGACGUCUGCGUCACGAACAAAGUGACGUGGCACUUCAGGAUCAGCAACACCUGGGGAGGGUUGGGCUGAGAGCAAAAUAACAUCGCUUAUGAAAAGGGCCUUGUUCCUUGAUCCCUGCUUUUAAUAGAAAGUCCCAUCAGAAGAAUUGCUGCCCACCUGCAUGUGCAGCUCCCGCUUCGCCUUUGCGAGUGGGCCCCAAGAUGCAAACAGGGAGCAGGCUGGAAACAGGUGGCACAAAAGGCACCCUUGGUCUUGCCAGGUCCUAACGGUGUCCCCAUUAAACGUCUCCCCCUUCCCCACCGUGGCUUGGUGGCUUGGGCUGGGCUCUUGGGCAGCAGCAAUGGGCAGCACUCUGCUGCCUGCCUGCUGCCUGCUGCAGGGAGCGCGAGGCUGAAAUAGAUAUCUGGCCCAAAACGUGUUAAAAGCAUUUCCUCCAGCAGUCGGUUUUAAUUUUAAUAAGUCAUAUUUAGUAGCCCUCGGGACACUGGCUGUGAGAGGGGGAAGGGUUAUGCCCUAAAAAUUAAUGGAUGGAUGGCUGCUGCGUGAGGGACUGCUGAGAGCUUGGUGUGGGGUGAGAGGCAUCACAUCUUCCUUAGAGAGAGGAGCCCUUGUGCUGCGGUUUGAACAACAUGGUGGGAUUGGCAGGGGAAGCACCUUGACUGAGAAAUAUUCUUUUAGAUUAAACAACAAAACUUUGCAUGCACAUACAGACUAGAUCUUCAUAACGCGUCUGGGCUUUGACAGUGUACUGCAGCAUUAUUGCUAUUUAUAAUCAACAAUUACUAACACUAUAAUCCAGUAAACUUAGUGGUAGCAAUUACAGCUACAUAAAUAGCAAUCCAGAUGACUAAAGGCAUUGCUGUCAGUGUGGGUGGCAGCUAUAGCAUUAGGAAAAAAUUUGGAGGGAAGAUAUCAGAAGUUGAUAUGCGAGCUUGGGUCUGCUAGUCUUUUAUAUACCAUUUUUAAUAUACUUCCUGAAACGAAGCUUCAGAAAGGUACACUGCCUCUUUAAAAUUAGUCUAGGAACUACAGGUAGUUCACAUUAUUUUUAAAAUAAUAAAUCUCUAUAUAUAUCUAUAUUGAAAUAUAUAUGUAUACAUAAGUUGCCUAGCCUACCUUGUGGAAAGGCUGCAGCUAAACUAAGUCUGAGCUAAUAUUGUAUUACCAUGGUCUUCUGGUUUGUAGAUAGCCCUUCCUUAUUAGAUGAGGUUCUGUUCUUGCUCCACAGAAGGUGCCUGUGUAUAUAACUCCUUUGUAUUGCUUUCUGCAGAGUCCCUUAUAUAUUUCUUACUACUAAUGCUGUGUAGAAAAGGAAAUCCAGAGAUUUUACUACUGAUAAUUAACCAUAUAAUGGCCAUUAGCAAAAUAAAGAUUUAGUUGUUUGGGAAACAGAUUAUU
Molecule: messenger RNA, 22915 nt
Organism: Phalacrocorax carbo (great cormorant)
Lineage: Eukaryota; Metazoa; Chordata; Aves; Suliformes; Phalacrocoracidae
Source: RefSeq, a predicted model, not a curated record